This is a messenger RNA of Glycine soja, 2280 nucleotides long. RefSeq lists its product as uncharacterized. Lineage: Eukaryota; Viridiplantae; Streptophyta; Magnoliopsida; Fabales; Fabaceae. The record is from RefSeq and is a predicted model, not a curated record. Gene Ontology annotation, molecular function: protein dimerization activity; DNA binding. The coding region runs from base 1 to 2280 and encodes 759 amino acids. The transcript has 4 exons.
AUGUUUGCAUCUUCGGAAUAUCAAGAUGAUCAUGCUCCACUGUGGUCAUUUGUUACAAUAAAGGAAAAGAUAGGAGAUGGGGGUGGUAAUAGGCUGUGGAGUUGUAAUUUUUGUGAAAAAGUUGUCAAAAGUUCAUACUCUAGGGUUAAAACACAUUUGCUCAGAAUUUGUGGUAGUGGAAUUGCUACUUGUCCGAAAGUUACUAAUGCAUAUUUGGUUGAUUUGAGGAGGGUUUGUGAAGAGACUGAAAACAGAUUAAAGUCUAAGAAUUUUCCUUUACCUACUAACAAAAGGACUCCGACACCACCAACAUUACCACCAAAAAGAAGAAAAUCAAGCAGUAUAGAGAGUGCAUUUAAUAUUGAGGAUAGGAAUCAUCUUAGAGCAGAGAUAGCAAGGAUGUUUUAUUCUGCCGGCUUGUCAUUCCAUCUUGCUAGAAAUCCACAUUUUGUUAGUUCUUGUUCAUUUGCUACUAACUGUAAUCUAAGUGGGUUUCUUCCUCCUAGUUAUAACGCAUUGAGAACUAGUCUUUUACAGCAAGAGAGGUCUCAUAUUGAAAGGUUGCUUCAACCUAUCAAAUCUAUGUGGAGUUUAAAAGGAGUUACAUUGGUUGCAGAUGGUUGGACAGAUGCUCAAAGAAGACCUUUGAUAAACUUCAUGGCUAUAUCUGAAGAAGGACCUAUGUUUUUAAAGGCCAUUGAUAGGUCCAAGGAGUACAAGGACAAACAUUACAUGUUUGACUUAUUAAAGGAUGUAAUCAAGGAGGUAGGGCUACAAAAUGUAGUCCAAGUCAUAACUGAUAAUGAUCAUGUUUGUAAGGCAGCUGGGUUAUUGAUAGAAGCUGAAUUUCUUCAUAUUUUUUGGACCCCUUGUGUGGUUCAUACUUUGAAUCUUGGAGUGAAAAACGUUUGUGCUGCAAAGAAUGUUGAUGGUGAUGAAAAUGUCUUCAAUGAAUGUGGGUGGAUUGCUGAAGUAAUUGGCGAUGCUUCUUUUAUCAAGGUUUUCAUCAUGACUCAUUCAAUGAGAUUAGCAAUUUUUAAUGAGUUUUCUUCUCUUAAAUUGCUUUCAAUUGCUGAAACUCGUUUUGCCUCUAUGAUAGUCAUGUUAAAAAGAUUAAAAUUUUUGAAACGUUGUUUGCAAAAUAUGGUCAUUAGUGAUCAAUGGAAUAGUUAUAGAGAAGAUGAUGUCAGAAAAGUUGCACAUGUAAAAGAGUUGAUUUUGAAUGAUAUAUGGUGGGAUAAAGUUGAUUACAUCCUUUCUUUCAUGGAUCCUAUAUAUAGCAUGAUUAGAAUAUGUGACACCGAUGCUUCUAAUCUUCACUUAGUGUAUGAAAUGUGGGAUUCUAUGAUAGAAAAGGUGAAGACAACCAUCUAUAGGCAUGAUGAAGUGCUAGAAAAUGAAGUUUCUAGUUUCUUUGAAGUUAUUCAUGAAAUACUUAAUUCUAGGUGGAGUAAGAGUUGUAAUCCACUUCAUUGCUUAGCUCAUUCUCUAAAUCCAAGGUACUAUAGUGAUAAUUGGCUUAAUGAGGUUCCAAAUAGGGUUCCUUCUCAUAGAGAUGAUGAACUUUCUAGCCAAAGGAAUAAAUGUCUUAAGAAAUAUUUUCCACAUGUUAAUGUUAGGACAAAAGUUUAUGAAGAAUUCUCUAAAUUCUCAUCUUGUGCGGGUGACUUUGGUUCAUUUGAUUCAAUUGAGGAUAGAUGGGCAUUAGAUCCAAAAACUUGGUGGGUGAUGCAUGGAUCCUCUACAGCUAUACUCCAAAAGCUUGCUUUAAAGCUUCUAGUGCAGCCAUGUUCUUCCUCAUGCUGUGAGAGAAAUUGGAGUACAUACUCCUUUAUUCAUUCUUUGAAGAGAAACAAAAUGGAUCCAAAGAGGGCUGAAGAUUUGGUUUUUGUGCACUCUAAUCUUAGGCUUUUGUCUAGAAAAGAGGAAGGGUAUAAAAAAGGAGAGACAAGAUUGUGGGACAUUAAUGGAGAUGUACAUGAUCCACUUGAUGAUAGUGCUGGAGUUCUUGAAAUGGCAGAUUUUUCUCUUGAUGAGCCAGAUUUAGAAGCUAUGCUUUUCUUAGAUGAUGUCUCACAAUUUGUCAGUGUCACAAUCUCUUUUGUGGCUGAGGAAGACGCCCUUAAUGGAGCCUAUCCUACAGAAGAGAAGAGUGAUUGCUUGGAAGCAGUGACAGGAGAUGUAACCAACAUAGCAUUGGAUCCUUUAUUCAUGUUUGUUUUCCAUUUGGGUGUUAAUGGUGCAGCUAUUGCUCAUGUUAUAAACCUUAGGUUUUCUUGA